Pangasianodon hypophthalmus (striped catfish) is the source of this 942-nucleotide messenger RNA. Its product is annotated as integumentary mucin C.1-like. The transcript has 2 exons. The record is from RefSeq and is a predicted model, not a curated record. NCBI's taxonomy places the organism in Eukaryota, Metazoa, Chordata, Actinopteri, Siluriformes, Pangasiidae. Bases 15 to 593 code for a protein of 192 amino acids.
CCGGUGAGGUCCUGAUGGUCCCAUCAAGAGACACCAUGAGUCGCUUAGCUGUUCUCGUUGUUUACCUGCUGGUGCUGCGAGCGAAGCACGCUCGGGGAGACUGUUCCACCACGUGUAGUACGACACUUGCUGGACAAAGCUCCAACUCCCAGACUUCAACCUCCAUCUCCACCGAGUCGACUCUCGUUAAUGUCACUGACUCCAUCACGUCCAACAACACCACCAGCACCGGCUUCAACGCUACGACCAACAACCAACACAACUCAUCUCAAACCCCGAACCCCACCACAGGAACCUCAGUGCUCCAUCCGCUGACCUCCACUGGAACCCUGCCAUCCAGUGAGCCUCCAACCACCACCACCAUCAACACCACCACUAACAUCACCACCACCACAACAACCAACCUCACCACCACUACUGACACCACCAAUACCACCAUCAACACCACCACCACCACCACCAUCAGUUCUUCUAAAAACGGCACCUCUGUGAUUCAGAAUCCUCUUCACAGCAGCACCACGUCCUAUUUCCACAAUCAGGUUCUUGUAGGGUUCCUGCUCUGCCUUGUUCUCAUUUCAGCAACGAUACCAUAAGGUUCCUCCACAGAGACGAGCUGAGGAACCCUCAAUGGUUCUGACUUUUUCUGGACUUUAUUCCUUAAAUAUGUUACACAGAUUACUUCUCAGAUUGUUAUAAAAGUUGAAAUACGACACAAAGCCAUGAGCAAGAAAUGUAGAUGGAAUAAACACAACAUUUCUGUGAACGCCAGAACAGCGAUCUAACGCUAAGAGUCUGAGCACGAUGAGCUUUCUGUGCACGGUUCUUAGAUCAGGGCUGGAGCAAUGACAUGACCUUUUAAUUUAUUUUACCUAUAUUCUCUGUAGCUUUUAUGUCUUGUAUUAUAUACGUCUUGGAUUUUUUUAUUUUAUUUGAUUAGUUACA